AUGUCAACAGGAAACGUCCACAAGCAUGGGGUCUGGCCUGGAGAUGAGAGCCGGGAAAUUUCCCCGCGAUCGCCUGCUGGAGAUUAUGACAGAAGUCAGCUGAGCUGGGAGGACAGGAGGGGAUCCGAGGGGAGCGGGGCAGGAACGCCUGUGGACACCGCCUCGUUCAUCUUCAACGCCUGGGACACCCUGCUUCAGGAGACUGAACUAGAUGCCCAGGCUCACGUGGACGUGGCAAGUCUGCUCAUCAAGAACGUGUACAGCCCGCUCCGUGAGGUGGCCGCUCACAAGAACAGACAGGCCGACAUGUUGACCUGUUUCCGGGAAAACUUUGAGGCCGUGCUCAACGAGACGGCGCGACAGACAGGGAAGGCGGAGAACGAUUACCACGGAUCGUAUCAAGAAUUCGCCAAGCUUCCGGACAAGGCCUCGGAAGAAAGCACGGCCUCGUCGGAAUCGAUUCGUGGGAAUCUGCACAACUUCCACAACGAUUACAUCCUCCGUAUUCGGGCCACCAACCGGACUGUGGACGAGUACAACAAAGCUCUGCCGCAGAUACUCGAGCAAACCGCCCUGACAAGACCAGACCCCUCAAUGGUACAUUAUAAGGAAGUCAACGAGGAUCAGAUGGACAGACAAGGUCACCAACGAGGAAGUGCUAAGGAGAACACGACAGAGUCAAGUCAGAGAUGA
Aplysia californica (California sea hare) is the source of this 693-nucleotide messenger RNA. RefSeq lists its product as uncharacterized. The record is from RefSeq and is a predicted model, not a curated record. The coding region runs from base 1 to 693 and encodes 230 amino acids. The transcript is spliced from 5 exons. NCBI's taxonomy places the organism in Eukaryota, Metazoa, Mollusca, Gastropoda, Aplysiida, Aplysiidae.